Messenger RNA from Equus caballus (horse), 2854 nucleotides. It is a transcript of the gene TPCN2, whose product is annotated as two pore segment channel 2. Gene Ontology annotation, molecular function: intracellularly phosphatidylinositol-3,5-bisphosphate-gated monatomic cation channel activity; ligand-gated sodium channel activity; voltage-gated channel activity. Gene Ontology annotation, biological process: transmembrane transport; calcium-mediated signaling; endocytosis involved in viral entry into host cell. NCBI's taxonomy places the organism in Eukaryota, Metazoa, Chordata, Mammalia, Perissodactyla, Equidae. Gene Ontology annotation, cellular component: lysosomal membrane. The record is from RefSeq and is a predicted model, not a curated record.
CGAGUUCCUGGGAGGUCCCGGCGGCGCGGCGACCCCAUGGCGGACCCCGGGGCCGAGUCGGAGCCCCUGCUGAGCGGGGCCCGCGGCGGCGGCGGCGGCGGCCGCGACUGCCCGGCGGGCUCACCUGGCUGCCGCGGCGUCCCGGUCGGCCCUGGCGCUGAGGCCAGGCGAGCUCUGUGCUUCGACCAGGCUGUGGUCUUCAUCGAAGAUGCCAUCCAGUAUCGCUCCAUUCACCACCGCGUGGACUCCAGUUCGCUGCGGCUUUACCGAUGGUACUACUCGGAUGCAUGCCAGUGGAUCUUGAGCCUCACCAUUUUCUUGAUCCUGUUUUUGGCUUUCAUCGAGACCCCCUCCUCGCUCACUCGCACCGCAGACGUCCGCUACCGCUCGGCCCCCUGGCAGCCGCCCUGUGGCCUGACUGAGAGCAUCGAGCUGCUCUGCCUGCUGGUCUUCGUGGCCGACGUCUCCGUGAAGAGCUACCUGGUCGGGUGGGCCGAGUUCUGGAAGAACCUCUGGCUGCAGGCCUACCUCCUGGUGCUGGUGGUCUCUCUCCUGGACUGGACCGUGUCGCUGAGUCUCGUCUGUCAGGAGCCCCUGCGGGUCCGCCGGCUCCUCCGCCCCUUCUUCCUGAUGCAGAACUCCUCCAUGAUGAAGAAGACGCUCAAGUGCCUCAGGCGCUCGCUGCCCGAGAUGGCCAGUGUCCUGCUGCUGCUGGCGCUCCACCUGUGUCUCUUCACCAUGUUUGGGAUGCUGCUGUUCACAGGAGAGAAGAAGGACGACGGGCAGGCCCAGGAGAGGCUGACGUACUUCCGCAACCUGCCGGAGGCCCUGACGUCGCUCCUCGUGCUGCUGACCACAGCCAACAACCCCGACGUGAUGAUCCCUGCGUACUCCAAGCACCGGGCCUAUGCCAUCUUCUUCGUCGUCUUCACCCUGAUCGGAAGCUUGUUUCUGAUGAACCUGCUGACUGCCAUCAUCUACAACCAGUUCCGGGGCUACCUGAUGAAGUCUCUCCAGACCUCGCUGCUCCGGAGGCGGCUGGGGACGUGGGCCGCGUACCAGGUCCUCUGCUCCCUGUCGGCAGAGGGUGGCGCCGCUGCCCAGGGGGUCGGGGUCAAGGCCCAGGACGUCCUGCAGGUGCUUCACAAAGUCCAGCUGGCCGGCAGCCACAAGCAGGCCAUCGUGGAGAAGCUGCGUUCCUAUGGGGGCGACAUGAUGUCUGCUGACGAGUUUCAGAAACUCUUCCAUGAGUUUGACAAAAGGGUGAUUAAACAGCACCCGCCGCGGCCCGAGUACCGGUCUCCGUUUCUGCGGAGUGCCCAGUUCCUCUUCAGCCACCGCUACUUUGACUACCUGGGGAACCUUGUCGCCCUUGGGAACCUCGUGUCCAUUUGUGUGUUCCUGGUGAGAGAUGCAGAUGUGCUGCCCGGCGACCGUGACGACUUCGUCCUGGGGAUUCUCAACUGCAUCUUCAUCCUGUACUACCUGCUGGAGAUGCUGCUCAAGCUGUUUGCCCUGGGCCUGCGCGGCUAUCUCGUCUUCCUCAGCAACGUGUUCGACGGGCUCCUCACUAUUGUCCUGCUGGUUUUGGAGAUCUCCACUCUGGCUGUGUACCGAUUCCCACACCCGGGCUGGAAGCCGGAGAUGCUGGGCCUGCUGUCGCUGUGGGACAUGACCCGGCUGGUGAACAUGCUCAUCGUGUUCCGAUUCCUGCGCAUCAUCCCGAGCAUGAAGCUGAUGGCGGUGGUGGCCAGUACCAUCCUGGACCUGAUCAAAAACAUGCGGGCCUUUGGCGGGAUCCUGGUGGUGGUGUACUACGUCUUUGCCAUCAUCGGCAUCAGCCUGUUCCGAGGCGUCGUCGUGGCUCCUGGGAACAGCAGCCUGGCCCUGGACAACGGCUCGGCGCCCUGCGGGAGCUUUGAGCAGCUGGAGUACUGGCCCAACAACUUCGACGACUUUGCCGCCGCCCUGAUCACUCUGUGGGACGUGAUGGUGGUGAACAACUGGCAGGUGUUCCUGGACGCCUAUCGGCGCUACGCGGGCCCGUGGUCCAAGGUCUAUUUUGUGCUGUGGUGGCUGGUGUCGUCCGUCAUCUGGGUCAACCUGUUUCUGGCCCUGAUUCUGGAGAACUUCCUCCACAAGUGGGACCGCCGCAGUCACCUGCAGUCCCUCGCCGGAGACCCGGAGGCCCCCUAUCAGAUGACUGUGGAGCUGUUGUUCAGGGACGUCCUGGAGGAGCCGACGGAGGAGGAGCUGCUGGCGGAGCUGAGCCACCACCCGCACCUGCGGCUGCGCCGGUGACGCCGGGCCCCUUCCUGGCUGCGGCUUCAGGACCGACGCCGGGGGUCGUGGGAAGGGGCGGGCUGCAAUCCCGGGGCCAGAGCCACUCCGUCCGCCCCGAGGCUGGGACAGGACACAGGUCCGGUUCCCUGCGGGCGGAACCGCCACCAGCUUCUCCGCGGCGUCUCAGAAGGGCUGCCGGUGCCUCAGGUGGCGUCCUCGCCACUUUCUUGUGUCAGCUGCUUUCUGGGACUUUCACUUUUGAAACAUGGGAUGAGGGUGACUCCAUGGGGACCUUGAAGACAUCGUGAAGAGCCAGAAGCAGCGGCGUCCCCUCGUGCCCUGCGAUUUCUGUGGUGCCUUCGCUGCUGGCGGCCUUCAGGGACCAGGGGCCCGCGUGGGGCCUGCACAGGCUGACCGGCAGCUUUCCUGAGCACGAAGUUUGGGAUCUUGGCGGUUUUACCUGAAGAGAAUCUUGGCUGUUUUAUUAUUUUAUGUGUUGUAUGAAUGUGGUCGAGUGUGUUUCUUGAUGGGUCAGGAUGCCAAUAAUUUUGAACAAUAGUCUUGCAAAGAA